CGAGCGGCGGCGGCGGCCAAUAUGGCGGAUAUCCCGCCGCAGGACAGAGGCAGAUUGGUCGCUGAGACCCGCAGGCGCUUUGAGGCGGAAUAUUUGGCAGAUAAGCCCGAGAAGUACGAUCUCCGAGAUGUGGAAAAAUUACAACAAGAUGAUUCCUGGGUCGAAAGUUACUUAAUUUGGAGACACAAUGUUGUGGACGAUACGUUGAAAAUGAUUGAUGAAAGUUUUCAGUGGAGAAAAGAAUUCAUGGUCAAUGACAUGAAUGAAUCCACUCUUCCCAAGUGGGUGUUUGAAACUGGUGCCGUUUAUCUCCAUGGCUAUGACAAGGAGGGUAACAAAUUGUUCUGGUUCCGGGUGAAAUUCCACACAAAAGAUAAUAAAACACUUCUGGACAAAAAGAAGCUUAUAGCCUUCUGGUUAGAGCGGUACGCCAGAAGGGAGCCCGGAAAGCCCCUAACAGUGAUGUUCGACAUGGCAGAAACCGGACUAAGUAACAUAGACAUGGACAUCGUUCGGUUUGUCAUCAACUGCUUUAAGAUUUAUUAUCCUAAAUACCUCACUAAAAUAGUGGUCUUUGAUAUGCCAUGGAUUAUGAAUGCUGCUUUUAAAAUUAUAAAAGGUUGGCUUGGCCCAGAUGCAAUAAACAUGUUGAAGUUCACAAGUAAGAAUGAAGUGCAAGAGUAUGUCAGUAUGGAAUACCUGCCCUCACAUAUGGGUGGAACUGAUCCUUUCAAGUAUAGUUAUCCUCCACUGGUAGAUGAUGACUUUCAGACUCCACUGUGUGAAAAUGGGCCGAUUACCAGUGAGGAUGAAACCGAAAGUAAAGAGGAUAUAGACACAGAUGGUAAAGAAAUGGGAGAACCAAACUCAAAUGAAGAACAGCUCCCUGGCCCCAAAAAGAUAAGCUCAGCAGACACAGUUUCCAAACCAGAAGAACCAAUUUCCAAACCAGAAGAAUCAAUUUCCAAACCUGAGGAAUGUGACAAAGGAGAGUCAAAGACAAAAUCUGUGAAGAAACCAUUAAGUGUAUUUAAAGGGCUUUUACUGCACAUCAGCCCCGCUGAAGAAUUGUAUUUUGGAUCUAAAGAAAUCGGAGAGAGAAAAUGCUUAAUAAUGCUCACAAAUGUAGCUAAAAAUACAGUGGCAUUUAAGGUGAGAACAACGGCUCCAGAUAAAUAUAGAGUUAAACCAAGCAACAGUAGCUGUGAGCCUGGCACAUCAUUAGAUAUAGUGGUGUCUCUUCAUGGGGGCUUCACGGUUUCCCCUCAAGACCGCUUCCUGAUCAUGGCUGCUGAAAUGGAGCAGCAGCUUUCUGGCACGGGGGCAGCCGAACUGGCCCAGUUCUGGAAGGAGGUGCCCCGCACCAAAGUGAUGGAGCACAGGUUAAGAUGCCACGUUCUCGAAAGCAGCAAACCUUCUAGUCUCUCGUUAAAAGAAAACGCUUUUAAUGUUCCGACAAAGACGAAUGAGGAUUUAUACUCGCAGCUUACACGGUUACUAGACCUCAAUAGGAAACUUCAAGAGCAAGUUGACCGUUGUCUCUGGUUCCAACAGUUACUGACUUCUCUAACAGUCCUCUUACUCUCCUUUGCCACCUUUUGCUUGUAUGUGUUAUACAAUCAGAGGAGCGAUGCGCUAUAGGGUGCGUGGCUAACCUGAGCUAACUAGUGAAGAAGUCAGACCCCCAAAACUAUCCACUAAACCAGAACCGGCUCCGGUGGUGUACAUCUGUGCUCUCCAGAGUCAUAAGUACAGCACUGAGAUUACUUGCCAUUCAAAGAAGAAAGGAGAGCAAGAACAAAGAUGCCACUCAAAGUAGCUUGCCUUGUUGUGUAAUGAGGGAAGAGGAGAAACAGAGACGUUGAACACUGGAAAAAAAAUGAAUGGAAUGUGGUUAUCUCACAAGUGGAGGUCAAAAUCGGACCGAGUAACGUAACAGUUGAAUAGGAGUUACUUUUCCUUUUUGGUUGGAGUACCUUAAACGUCACGUGCUGAGGUCUUCUGUAUAUACGGCGGACUGAUGACGUGCAAGCCGAAUGCUCUAUUGCAGCCAAGAGAUAUUCUGCCUUUUUGUGGAACCGAGUUGCCACAGUUGAACCAACGUGUUAGCUUUUCUAUCCGUUGUAUAUUAAGUCUGUGUAUAUUGAGUAAAGAAAAUGUACCCCUAAGAUGUGUAAUUUAUGUAAUCAUGACUUUUUGUAAUUCCGAACUACUUUCAGAUUAUAGUCGACCUUCUUCCGGAGCGUUAGACCGUUUCAGUGGUCAAUGCCAAGUGGCUACUGUUUUCUAUUAGAAUUCCCUGAGAACCUGUCGUCGCCUUGGCUUCAUUUUGAGCAAAUACAGUAGCUGCCAUCUGAUAGGUUAAAGGGUCGUUUUUCCUUUUUGUCACCACACGCUUCCUGGAAGGGUUCUGUCAAACAACUGUUGGUGGGUGAUUUAACUGUAUCUCCCAGUAAACCCUAUUUUUAAAGGGGAGGGAGAACUACUUGAAUAGCUACAGUUUGCACUCUGUGUACUGUAAAGAUCCAAAUGGCUAAUUUGGGGCUCAGAUCUGUACCUCCCGAAAAAGAAACAUCCUAUAAACAUCCUUUGGACUGGCCCACAAACGUUUGUUGAAACAAGCCAAGAUCAAGAAAAACAUCUAAGAAAGCAGGUCUCCUCGAGCACACCUGGACAGAUGAGGAGAGUCAUUCUGGAGGCAGUUUUGUUUUUCAGUGUUACGGGGAAAAAAAUGACCUCAACCAUAGGCUGAAACUUUAUAACACUAGAGUACUAUUUAUUGGAAAAUAAAUUAAUCUAGGAUUGGAUCUCGAUUUUUGAUCAAGGAGUUAUUUAUGCUGCGUAGCUUCACUGAGCUUCUUGGGUGGUUGAGUAGAAAUUUGGUGUGUAAAUCACGGUUGAGAAGAGUACUCUGAAGACUGGACUCGAACUUUAAUCCUUGAAUGCACACUGCUGUGGUAUCUCCACUUAACUUAAAUUUUUAUAUUUCAGUUUUAGCAACUCCAGACGAGAAACUGACUGACCUCCACCCUAAGUACCUUUUUCUCCCACUCCAUUUUAUGUGCACAGUCAUUUGUCAUGCAUGCUGAGUUCUUGGCUUUAGAUGCUUUAAUAUAAUGGAGAAAAUCGCUCAGUGUGGUCAUGUGUUCCUUUGCUAAAAACUGAGGAAAAAUUUGGGCAGGUUGGAGAGCUGCUUUGUUCUAACAGUGUCUCUUUGAUGUUUCUUGGUGAGAUAACAUUGCCUAACAAAAACCUAACGGCCUGAAGUUUUGAGCAGUCUUUCAUUCUUCAAAUCAGUAACCUAAGCUGUUAUUAACAAUGUGGCUUCUGUGACUAUGCAGAAUGGCUGAAAUUUUACCGUAAAAAUCAAAGAUGUCGACAGCCUAACCUUUCUACUUGUCCCGAUGUAUUCUGUACGAAUUCAUGUUUUCGCUCAAUGUCUCAUGUGAACGGUCAUUUUUAGUAGUCCGCGGCUCAUCUCAUACUGCCGAAUUCAUAACUUCAUCUGUUUACAAAUGAAUUACUGAGAACCAAAUGUAGAUCCUCUUUCAGUUCUCACGAUGGACUAUACAAAGUUUCUGUUAAAUUGAAUAUCACCUAAUUGUUAGAGAGUAUCCUAGAAAUCGUGGUGACUUGAGAAAUUUGAAGCUAAUUCACCUAAUACACCAUUGUAACUAUUUUGAAAUUCUUGCCUCUAAUUUUCAAUAGAUUUAAUAGCACUUUAUUGUACAACCGCAAGAAAUAUAUUUAGAAUUGUUACCAGUAGAAUUAUUCUGAUACUCUGGUGCUUUCCUAUAUUUUCAGUAUUUUUAUUACGAUAUUGGUAUUUUCUUUGUAUAACUGGUCAAAGGACAUGUUUUCUAUUUUAAUAUGUUUUAGAGGAAUAACUACAUUUCUGAAAUAAAAAAUCACCAGGAGAAA
Ornithorhynchus anatinus (platypus) is the source of this 3921-nucleotide messenger RNA. It is a transcript of the gene MOSPD2, whose product is annotated as motile sperm domain containing 2. The record is from RefSeq and is a predicted model, not a curated record. NCBI's taxonomy places the organism in Eukaryota, Metazoa, Chordata, Mammalia, Monotremata, Ornithorhynchidae. The transcript is spliced from 15 exons. The coding region runs from base 22 to 1641 and encodes 539 amino acids.